Trichoplusia ni (cabbage looper) is the source of this 6041-nucleotide messenger RNA. RefSeq names its product ubiquitin-protein ligase E3B. Bases 269 to 3508 code for a protein of 1079 amino acids. The record is from RefSeq and is a predicted model, not a curated record. NCBI's taxonomy places the organism in Eukaryota, Metazoa, Arthropoda, Insecta, Lepidoptera, Noctuidae. Gene Ontology annotation, biological process: ubiquitin-dependent protein catabolic process; protein polyubiquitination. The transcript is spliced from 19 exons. Gene Ontology annotation, molecular function: protein binding; ubiquitin protein ligase activity.
GGCAACACCUAAAAAAAUGUCAAAAUAAUAAUUUUGUACCCGAAGGGCUUCUGUAAAAUAAAUCGUAAAUCUCCUAAAAUCAAUUAUUAUUCGUUUGCAAACAUGAUUUAAACGAAUAAUAUCGAGUGCUUUUUAGUCAACAACAAUGCUUAUGGUGCCAUAGAUUCGCUUUAUACAAUGCAUCAGGGCAGCUUGAUGUCCUGACAGAUAGAUCGAAUAGAGAAACAAAGUGAUUUAUUUGUGUUGAGUGCUUUGAAAUCAGUUGAAGAUGUUUUCUAAGUCCCUGACGAGUAAGGACUCGUUCCUGGAGCAGACGAAGGCUGCCCGGGAGGAGCGCGCGCUUGAGAAGAAGCGAGAACAGUCGGCUGUUAGGAUACAGGCCGUCGUCAAAGGAUGGCUCGCAAGGCAAAAAUUCAUUAAGCGUAUUUUAAAUGAUUUUGAUGAGUUGCUCCCGGAGACAGCAACCCAUGGCUCACAGGAGGAACCAGCGCAGCCAGUGGACCUGCUCCCAGCUCUAGAAGUGUACCGUGUCACAUGUAGGCUCUUCUUAGUGUUCAAGCAGCAACGAGACCGCACAAGAUUUGAAAAACUCUGUAAAUAUAUUGUGCAGAGUUUGCAUUCGGACUCUGUAAAACUAUCUUAUGUUGGAGUCUUCCUGAAUAAAGAAUACAGUCUCCGAUGGAUAUCUCACAUCAAAGAUCUCCUGUACAAAUGCUGCUUGUACCUCGAAGAGCUAAAGCCCGAGUCUCCGAUGGACAUGCAGAGUAUCCUCGUCCACCUGCACACGCUGGUAGCAUUCACCGCCACCAACACAUGGGCACUGACACGAUUGAAGAACUUCGAGAAGCUAAGGGGAGGGAUGACACAGUUGUGCGCAAAUGUUAUGGGAUCGCUGUUCCAUAAAGGAUAUUAUUUAACUCUGAAGUCCCUCUUGCUCCGCGGUCUGUGUCGCGAGAAGAUAUACCUGAAGAACGUGUCUCUAACGGCCAUAGUAACGCUCUCGCUGCGACCGCUCGUGUCCGCACAGUUCUCGGAGAAACUGCUCACCAUGUACAUCAUACAGAUCCUGUCGGUGCCCACGCUAGUGUACCAUAUGCAGCAGAUAUCGCCUGAGUCGAUAUCGUCGUUCCGUUCCUACUCGAUGUUCGACAAGUGCGUGGAGUUCCUGAGCGCGGACCAGAACCUGCGCAUCGUGUUCAACACGCUGGAGGGUAACUACGCGCUCUGCCUGCUCGCCAACCUCGUGCAGCUCGCUCACCUCGAGCGGGAGCAUGCGCUGCCCGAUACCUACCAUCCGACGUUUGUGCUGGUUGUCACACGCUUCCUAGACUCAUGCCAACAAUACGUAGUCUGCAAGAAGGGCAACCUAAGCAAUUGGCACCCAAUCUUAGGCUGGUUCUCACAGAGCUUCGAUACCUACCUACCACCGGCUAUGGGAAACUUAAGGAACCAGCUGUCUUUGUUAUGGGGGGCGCCACUGUUGAAGAAGUUGCUAGCGAUGCCUUUAAAGGACAUGAUCGACGCGGGAGUGACCGGGGAAGAGGGCGCGGGGCCUUCCCAGCCAUCCACUCCUGUCCAGAGUAACAAUCCCGCGGCUAUUAUUAGGAGGGCUAUUGAAGCUAGGACUAACAGAUCGAACGCCAACAAGCACUUCAGGAAGCUGGGUUCACCGGACUGCACGAAGACUGCGCUCAUAUGCUCCAUGUACCACACGGCGUUGCAAACGAUGACGCAAGUCAAACUUGAUAUACUGACAGGGCUGUGCAAUCAAGAUGAAAUAUUAUACUCGUUAUGGCAAUUCUUAUGCACGUUGGGACCAAACUGCGGGCUGAAGUCAUUCCUUGAUCUCUUAGCUGUAAACACGAAGACGUCAGCGCCGGAGUUCCAGAUGUUGAUACUCUUCGCCGACUGUAUGACUCAUUAUGUUACUAUUUUAGAUGAUAUGGAGAUGUACGAACAACAGAAUCCGUUCAAGUUACAAGACUUUAUAAACAUGUCGCAGUUCCUCAACAUGUUUGUUUACAAGUCCAUUAUGGGACAGUUAUUUGAUCUCAAAACAAUCCAAAGCAACGAGCUGUUCAGUUCUCUCCACACGUUACUGCUGGUCCUGUACCGGCGCGACUGCCGACGUGCCUACACGCCGCUCAACCACUGGCUGGUGAGGGAGAUACGCGAGGGACAGUUCAUGGCAGACCUCGAGAAGGGGAAGAAACCGCAGCAGGUUUUAGUGCAAAAGACACCUCACAUGAUUGCUCACGGUGAGCGCGUUCGAUUGUUCAGGCGAGCUGUUGCCGAUGAAAAGGUGGUGCUGGGGCUGACGGAGCGCGCGUGCGGCGGGCGCUCGACGCUGGUGACGGUGCGGCGCGCGCGCCUGGUGGAGGACGGCUACCGCCAGCUCGGCGCGCUGCCCUCGCGCGCGCUCAAGGGCUGCGUCCGGGUGCGCUUCAUCAACGAGCAGGGCCUGGACGAGGCCGGCAUCGACCAGGACGGCGUCUUCAAGGAAUUCCUGGAAGAGACAAUAAAGCGCGUAUUCGACCCGUCGCUGAACCUGUUCCGCGUGACGAGCGAGGAGCGCCUGUACCCGUCGCCCACGUCCUGUCUGCAGGACAACCACCUGCAGCUGUUCGAGUUCAUAGGCCGCAUGCUGGGGAAGGCUGUCUAUGAGGGCAUAGUAGUGGACGUGCCGUUCGCGUCGUUCUUCCUGAGCCAGGUGUUGGGCCAGACGCAGCAGGCGCUCUACAGCUGGAUCGACGAGCUGCCCUCGCUCGACCGCGACCUCUACCGGAGUCUCACCUACAUCAAACAUUUUCAGGGCGAUAUUUCUUCACUGGAGCUAACAUUUUCGGUGGACGAAGAGAGGCUCGGAGAAAUAGUCACUCAUGAGCUUGUUCCUGGCGGCAAAGCUGUUCCAGUUACUAAUGAGAACAAAAUAAACUACAUCCAUUUGAUGGCACAUUUCCGAAUGCACACGCAGAUAAAAGACCAAACUAACGCCUUCAUCAAAGGGUUUAGAACUAUCAUCAAUCCUGAAUGGUUGUCCUUGUUUUCUACGCCAGAGCUGCAGCGCCUGAUAAGCGGCGACAACGUCCCGCUGGACCUGCGCGACCUGCGGCGCCACACGCAGUACUACGGCGGCUUCCACGACUCGCACCGCGUCGUGUGCUGGCUGUGGGACGUGCUGCAGCGGGACUUCAGCGAGCACGAGCGGGCCAUGUUCCUCAAGUUUGUGACGUCAUGCUCCAAGCCGCCAGUGCUCGGGUUCGCACAUCUUAAGCCGCCGUUCUCUAUACGUUGUGUUGAAGUGGGUGACGAUGAAGACACCGGCGACACAAUAGGCAGCGUUAUCCGAGGCUUCUUUACAAUAAGAAAGAAGGAUCCUCUGAACCGUCUGCCGACGUCAUCUACCUGCUUCAACCUCCUCAAGCUGCCGAACUACCAGAAGCGCAGCACUCUUCGCGACAAACUGCGGUACGCCGUCAACAGUAACACUGGCUUCGAACUCUCCUAACUGCACACGAACAAGAACGAAAAGACGAACAAACCUGGACAGCUAUAUACAGCCAGAUCGUGCAGUGGAUGUUCCAAAUUCAAAGGGGUUGCUCCAAUUGACAGCUGUCAUGCUAUAACCAAAUCACAGGGUAUGUUGUGAAAAUAUUCGCAAAGACUCGCCUAGAGGCCAGUAGUGCAAGGAGUUGCGUUUCCUUUAUUAAAACCAAAUAAAUCAAGAAGCAGGUCUUCUUGAUUCGCCAGUCUGGCAACACUCAACAUAUUGUUAAAUACUCAUGCGCUCUUAACCAGCAUGCACGGAAUUUGUGGCAAAUUUUAAAGACGUUUUUAAUGUUCUAUCACUGUUUUACGAAGUUUGCAAUGUGGAUGCACUGCACAUUUUUUACCGUUUAAAUUUUUAUCACGAUUUUGCAAGUUAUUAUGCGAUGUAACUGAUUGUAGAUGUAGCGGGUAAGGAUGUGGAUACGACGAUGUUUUAGAUAUACUGAUAAAUAUCUUAUAAAAAGGUGUAUGGUCACGUGGAUAGGUGUAUUUGAGGCUAACCCGUAAACAUUAAAUGCGGGGAAUAGUUACAUCAGUAGUAUUGCCUAUUAACAAUUUCAUUUAACCAUACUCAACCCGUGGAGACACCACAUAUUGGGCAUUAUAACCUUGGUCAAAUAGAGAUACCUUCGCGAGCAUAAACUAUUAAUAAAGUUUACUUGCUCAACUGGUGUACGCGGGAUGGUUUGAAAAAUACUAACCUUGUUGUAAUGCCGAUAACAAUGCAAAGUUUUUGUAUUUUUGUGUCAGUAACUAAUAUAGAAGAUAGUUUAAUCCUGCAAAAGUAAUUACUUUUUGAUAUCGACAGCUGGUUGGGUAUGGCAAUCAAAAAACCAUUAUACAUGCUAAAAUUAAUUAGUCAUAACAGGUGAAAAACCAAUAAAAACAUGAGAUAAAUGCAUGAAAACAUCAGUCUGAUGACGAUCUCAAAUUGAUAUAACUGAAGGGAUUUAUGGCAAAUAGUACACUGAAAAGACCAACUAUAAAGACUAAGGAGUCUCUAUGUUGAGAUGUGUGAAAAUAUGUUGCGUAUUCAUAAGUUAUCUGUUAAGAUUCGCUUCGUUGUUGAUUACUGUACCAUUGUCACACGAUUCCUUUCUAUUUUAUUAUAGGCCAGUAACUUAAUUAUACUAUUGAGUGUAUUAGGAUUUUGUAAUCAUAGACUACGAAGAUGCGUUUGUUACAGCGGCUACACAGUCGGUAUAGUUAGCCGUUUGAGUUCGUUGGGCCGAUUGUUUCCAGGUCUUAUACUUACCUGAAACAUACAGGCCUUAACUUGGAAUGCGUGUUUGAUGCAAGUAAUUCGAAGCCUAAAUUAUUGAUACGAAUUAUCUAUAACAUGAAGUAGAUGGUAUGUACGUCUGUAGCCUAGAUCUCGUCAUAUACCUUUAGUGGGAACCAUAUUCACUGUGUAAAUUGGUAUCUAAAGUGAAUUCUAAAUAAUCCAAUCCAGUCCAUCGUAUAAAUAUGUGUAUAUAGACAAUAACGUAUUAGUUGACUUACAUAACUAUUGUAUUUUAUCACUUAAUAUUUAUGGUCAGAUCAUGAACUUGUCUGAUUUAUUCAACUCUCAAUUAUACUCAAGGAUAUAACUGGUGUUGCUAUAUUUUCAUAAAUGUCUCUUAAAAUAAUUAAUUUUAUAUUUUAUUUUUUGUAGUGUACAUACAAGAAACAAGAUUAAAGUGCCAUCUAUGUUUUUGAAAUACUUGACGAAUAAAGUUUAUACCAGAAACAAUAUAACAUAGAUGUGAUUUUUACCUUGUUUUUCUCUGCAAGAAUACUUUUGCUGUUGUGGAACAAGAAUGUGUAAAAAUAAAAUAUUAUCUACCAACAAUGAAAUGUAUGAUCAAGUGUUUCAUAUUGACAUAAAUGUAAAAAGAGUAUUUUUAGAAUGCUCAUACUAAAAUAUCAGUGUUUUGUAUGUAUAAACUCUUACAAGUGCAAUCAUUUGUGGUAUAAACUAUAAAAUAACACAUGAAUCCGGAAUAGCAAGAUUAUAAUAUCCAUGUAAAGAAAGUAGCACAGUAAUCUUUAUAGUAUCAUAUUUCUAUGCAAUAGUUAAUUGCAAUAUUAUUAUAGUUUUUGUGUCCUUAUGUGUUGUAAUUAUUUGUCUGUAGUCUAUAUAACAACAUAUUUUAUUAUAUUAAAUUUAUAUUACGUUGUUGAUUUAUUAGAAUUACUUUAAAACAAUCUACAUGUGGAAGACAGCUGCAGAAAUGAGUUAUUUCUUUCAUCACUUUUUUCAAUAUCGUCUAUCAGAUAUUAAAAUAUGUAUUUAAUUUGGUACAUUUUUGCAGUUGGAGAAUCGACCUACUUGUUGAACAAAGAUAGUAUUUUGUAGUAGUGUUUCCAUAUUAUUUGAAAACGUUUAAGUAUUUACUAAAAAUAUAUGCAUAGACAAGGAUCAUUGUAAGGGAUAUUUUGUACUAGCCACGUAAAUAUGUUGUAUAACACAAUGUGAUUCUCUGUGAUAAAAUAAUUGAUAUUUAUUA